AUGAAUCCCUACUAUGCCGUACAGAGUCGGCCAGUGGUCAGACCUUUGAGCUCCGGAGGGCUAAGCGUGGCUUUGGCUGUAUUGGCCCGAUUGGCUCCGACCGAUAUGAGUGCGAUCGCCACUGCAAAGACAACAGAUUUCGAGGUGGUUAUUGUGAUUCUGCUGGUUUCCGUUGCAAAUGCUAUGGUUAAGUACCACAUAACUACUACCUGGAUGCAAAUUUAGUUUUAUUAAAAAUAUUUGCUGAAAACAAUUUAUAAAUUUUUUAUGUUUCAAAAUUAUUAAUCAUACAAUAUAAUAAUUAUAAUAGCAUCCAG
Medioppia subpectinata is the source of this 317-nucleotide messenger RNA. NCBI's taxonomy places the organism in Eukaryota, Metazoa, Arthropoda, Arachnida, Sarcoptiformes, Oppiidae. The record is from the annotation of a GenBank genome assembly.